UGGUCGCGUAGCAGGGGGACUUUCGGCGCAAUGAAAUUUGAAUUCAUGUGGGUGGGCUGAAACGGUUUACGGUGGACAACUUAUUGCUCGGCGCAAAGUCAACAUAAACGAGGCCGAAGUACAACAGUGAUGAAGAUUUCGAAGUGGAGCUCACGGAGUGAGCGAGAGAAGAUCAAGCACUUUUCCUCCGGCGCGCAAUCCGAGUGCUCCAUCCCCGCGUCAUGACGCUCUACCGCGGAUGCGUGGCUCCAUUCGGCGUGCCGUCCUCCGGUCUGAACCUCCCCGGACCUCCGCUGGUCUACUUGUACGGAGGGGGCAGCGGUGGCGCGGCGCCCGCCGCCCUGAGCCUCGUGUCGAGCCCCCAGGCCCCCCAGCAGCAGCAGCAGAAGCCCCCUUACAGUUACAUCGCGCUCAUCGCCAUGGCCAUCAAGAGCGCGCCGGAGCAGCGCGCCACGCUGAGCGGCAUCUACCAGUUCAUUAUGGACCGCUUCCCCUUUUACCACGAAAACAAGCAGGGCUGGCAGAACUCCAUCCGCCACAACCUCUCCCUGAACGACUGCUUCAUCAAGGUGCCCAGGGAGAAGGCUCGACCCGGCAAAGGCAGCUACUGGACACUGGACGCCAAGUGCUCCAACAUGUUUGAGAACGGCAACUACCGGCGGAGGAAGCGGAAGGUGAAGAGUCGACAGGGGCGCGCCACAGCCUCCGGGAAGGACCGUCCGUCAUCUUUGCUGGUGGAGAUGACGCUGAGGCGAGAGGCGCAGGGGAUGGAAACGCACGCGGAGUCGAAGACGGUUCCGCAGCAAAAUCCCCGCAAGCACGGACACAAAGCGAUGAAGAAGCAGGACCAGAGGCGCACGUCGCCGCCGACCGAUGACGCACCCUGCCGGCUCAGUUUCCCAAUUGCCGACGACAACGAGUCGACUUCACUUCUCGCUCAGCUGGCUCCCGAGUCGGGUGUUCCGAGCAGGGACAAAUGCACCACCUUCAGCAUUGAGAGCAUCCUCGCAAAAAGGGAAGGCGACCGAGGGCCGAGGCAGCGCCAAAGCACCGCUGGCGCUGCAAACCUGUUUUCAGACACUCGGCAGCAUCACUUGGGAUUUCCAUUUUGCUCUUAUUUGUCACUCUCUUGUCCACAAAAACCUCUAUACUAUAAAUGUGAAUAAUGACUCACUCACAGCAUUCGAUUUGAGUCACUAUAACGGCCUUUCCCAACCUUUAUUGAGAGCCAAGGCACAUGUUUCAUAUUCUGGGGGUUAUGGAAACAAACAAAAAAAACUUCUCAAUGCACACCACCAAACAAAAAAUGUCGCCAAAAGUGGAUACACUGUAAAUGGCUUUAAUAUAGCUUCUGCCAACUGGUGGAAGCGCAUUUAACGUGUUACUAUAUGCAACUUGCAGAGAGAGUUGAACAACGAUACAUUAUUAAAUAACCGAUGACGUGAAACUCAAUCAUUUCCCACACGAUAGUGAUCUCUCGUGGCACGACGCACUGAUUGGAAUCACUGCAUUAUAGUGUACUUUCUAUGCAGAUGCACACCUAAUGAUUUGAACAUGUAUGCAAUCUGCUAUAACACUCUCUUAAAUGUUCACGGACCUCUCAUAUAUACAGCAGUUCCCUCCUGAAUAAGAUAACAUGUUAUAAAGCAUACUGCAGUGUAACCCAUCUAAUUCAAAUAUUUUGUCUAAAGCCUUUUAUAACCCUGCAAAUAAGAUUUAUGUAUGACAAUGUAACCCAGUGAUCUUUUGUUAUUCCGAUCCGCUGUGAAUUUCAUGUCUAAAAUAAAAAAAAAAGAAAAUAUUAGUUUGGUAGUAAUUAAACGUUUGUUUGAGUAGAACUUUUCCACAAUGAUAGACAAAAAUAGUAUUACAAGCGCAAGAGACACAGAGCUGGAACAAGGUGAUCAAGGCCUUGGCUGUAUGUGCCACCCCUUCACCUCCUGACCCCCAGAAGUUGACAUGAAGUUCACAUAGUUUCUAUUUUAAACAUGGAUGUUGUCCAUUAAGAUUGAAAUAGUUUCACAUUUCAAUCAAAUUAUAGUUUUCAAUAAGUGGUUUACAGAUUCUACAGGAAGAGCCCUAAAGGCACCAUGUAGUCUGUGCAGGAAUUGGAAUAGAAUACAAUAAGAGCGACUUCUAUUACGAAAAGAAUUAAAAACUUUAUUAUACGCUUAAAUUUGACAGUUAUUUAGCACACACCAUACAGCAAAAUACUCUAAAGGGAUUAUACAGUAAUUAACUAUUGCUUUCACUGGAUCAUGGGAUUUUGGCUGAAGUCACACACAGAAUUACUGUAUAAAAAAAACAAAAAACUGUAAAACAAAAAUCUUGGGCACAGCAAUACAGUAACAUACUGUAUAUCAAUUUUAAAUUUUACUCAAGCAGGAUUUAAUGCAGACUUGGACAAACAAGUAAUACACUAAUAAUUGUAUUAUGAAAUCACCCAUUUACUGUUAUUUCAUGAUAAAAUAUUUGAUUAGACAAUUUUCUAUGAUAACGCAAUCAAUUAAUGGAGGGGCCAAAUGCAAAGGCUAAGUUUGAAAGAGACAGAAUUGUGAAACCGCGGGACUCCCAGGAUGCGGCGCGCCAUGAUAAGAUGAAUUGCUCAGGAUGACCGUAACAUGAGUUCUGUGUGUCGAUUUUACCCGUAGUACGUUGAAUGUUUCUCUUGUUUAAUUCUUGUGUUACAUCCAUGUUGCACUUUGCUUUCAUGAAACCCUGACUGUGGGUUGUGUGUGACGGAGUGACAUCCUGGUCAGUUCUGCUGCAUGCUAAACUAAACUAAGCUAAGCUAAGCAUUAUCCGGUGACUUAUCAGCUGCAUGGAUGCAAGCGUGUGCUUUCUUGUGAUUGCUCAAUUUGGCCUACUUCUACAAGCCAUAAGAGCUCUCGUUUGCCUUAUGUGACUCAUCAUCACCACAAUGAAUAAAAACAUAAAUUUAGAACAAUAUAGUAACUCCCUGUUUUUAGUGUGUGAUGUCAAUCAAAAUCCCAUGAUGCAGUGGAAAAUAUCUUUAAUUACUUUAUAAUCACUUUACAGUAUUUUAGUGUAUGGUAUCUUGUAAAUAACUGUAGAAUUUACAGCCAUUUCUAAGUGUACGGUAAUAAACAGUAUGCCCAUAAUUCCCAGAUGCAUUGUAACAUUCAGGGCUCCACAAUGUUUAAAAAUUUCAGUGUAAAUAAGAUGCUUAUAUAACAAGUGACACAUGUUCAAAAACACAAUUAUACAAGACAGACAAUGAUCCAAAAAUCUAUUGUGUAGAAAUACUGAACACUAACAUUGCAGAACAGUUGCAGGUAAGAUAACCAACACAAAUGCUGCUCAAUACUUGGAAUGAUCACAGCUGGUGGAUGUGUAUGACGUGGUGCAUGACUCCGGAAUCCAAUUCAAACUACUCUCCUCCCCCUUUUUAUUUAUUUGAAUUUAAUUUACCUUAAUUUAAGUUUACUGUAACAUACUGGUUGCACUGCUCCCAGUAAGUUACUGUAAAAGCCCUAUGAAAUGUUUAACAGUGUAAUGUGUUGGUCAAUUCCCGUGGAUAAAUGAAAAAAACAUCAUCUUCUGAAACACUUCUCCAAGUAUAUGAGGUUUAAUUAAUUAUUGAGGCUUGCUGGAACAGUGUAUUGAUAAUGCUAGCCUGUCCUUUAUAGUUACGGUACUUCAAAUGCCUACUGUUGAAAAUUCCCUUGAAACUCUAUCUAGAAAAAUACCAAAAUAAUAGAUUUGUAGCUUAAAAGAGCACUUCAGUAAAUGGUGUAGUCUAAUUUUGGAUUCAUGCUUUGAUUUGCAGCCUAAUGAAUUUUAAGUAGCAUUGAGUUUUCCUUAACUUUGCUUUUCUUUUUGGUUCAGAAAACUAUAAAGAUUAGGACACAGCAGGCUUGAGGCUCAGAAUAAAAGUUUCAACUGAAUUUUUGAUGACAAUGCAUGAUUGGAACCUCAGUUUUCAAUGAAUCUCCGACAAUGUAUAAUUUAAAUUCCACAGCAUGUGGUAAAUGUAUUAGAACUCCGACUGUAUGCACAUGUAUGACACCUGCAUGAAAUCAGUGCAGUCAGUUGACAUCAACACUGCAAACAUACAGUCACCAUGUCUAAAUAUAGUUUUACAGCUUGGACACCCACUGGCCUGAGAAAGCUUGGACAGUGCAAAUCAGGAAUGUUUGUUGAAAUAAAUACAUCUCCGCUCAUUUGAAGGAGGGACUCACAAUUGCACACAUUUCCUGUGUAUACCACUCAUUUGGCAAAUAAAACAUGCUAAAAAUGUCAGAGGGGAAAGAAUAGAGAAAACACAGAUAGCAGCGUAGAAAAAUAACUAAGAUCAGAUCAACAGUUAAGUGGUCCGUUUCUUUGGUGUUUGGGUGCAUUAGUAACCAACAACAAAUCAUUCAUCCAUCCAUCUGCAUUUUUGUCUUCUCUGGAGUCCUGUAUCAACAAAGUGAUUAAUAAAUUCUACCGUUAUCAUAUA
Phyllopteryx taeniolatus (common seadragon) is the source of this 4462-nucleotide messenger RNA. RefSeq names its product forkhead box L1 (gene foxl1). The record is from RefSeq and is a predicted model, not a curated record. The transcript has a single exon. Gene Ontology annotation, molecular function: RNA polymerase II cis-regulatory region sequence-specific DNA binding; DNA-binding transcription factor activity, RNA polymerase II-specific. NCBI's taxonomy places the organism in Eukaryota, Metazoa, Chordata, Actinopteri, Syngnathiformes, Syngnathidae. Gene Ontology annotation, biological process: anatomical structure morphogenesis; regulation of transcription by RNA polymerase II; cell differentiation. The coding region runs from base 222 to 1166 and encodes 314 amino acids.